AUGGAGGCUGUGGACAUCGGAAAAGAAAAUGAGCGCCCUGAAAUAGAGCUUGGGGCGGGGCCUUUCAAGGUACCAGACCCUGUCAAACCUAAGGAAUCACUGCACAAAUGCGAGGUGAAAGAACAGAUCAACAAUCCCGAGAUGCUUGCACGGGCCACUUCUCUCUACGCACGGACUAAGAUAGUCCAAGGAUCUCCAAAUUCAAAAUUCAACGCCUUGUCGGAUAUCAAAAUUCCUCCUUCCGUGACUGUGCGGAGGAGGUUCUGGGAGCAGACCCCGCACAAGAAGAUUGCGGGGGUUUCGAUGAAGCGAUCCGGAGUUUCUAACCAAAGCAGUGCCAAAACAGAGCAAGUUAGAGCUAGUAGUGUAAGUGCAUCGUCUGAGACACAGCAAGGUGACGCGGAGAGUAGCGCAGUGAACGCGGGCGAAAAUGCACCAGUUUCACUUGCCGUACAAGCCCAAAUGAGAAAUACGAGUGAUGCCGGUACUUUGGAAGCAAACAAUCAUGCGAUGGAGACUGCGGAGACUUCCAUCGAACCUUAUGUAAUGAGUGAGAAAGUCUCAGAUUCAGCCGUUGAUGCGAAUGCGAGUGUUCCGAUAGACACGAGUGACGACACUCGUAUUGGUUUUGCGAUGACGGAUACCAAGGGCAACGAAACAUUCUCAGAGAUGGUUCCAAGCGAAGCUCUGUCUGGAGGUGGGAAUAGCGUCAAACAUAAUGAAGCUAUCCGCAGUGCUCAAAGUCCGCAGGCAGAUGCUACGCCGGUCAUGCACAACAAUUCCUCGAUUGAAGCCAGCGAAACAAAGGCUUGCGCGGAAGGCAACGCCGAAUUUCACACGAAAAGGAGCAGUGGUAGCGUAUCAACAGUCGAGCAGGCAGCAGAAAGUGGCACGAAUACAGCAAGUCACGCUGUGAACGAUGACACCUCGACAAACCUUGCGAAGGUAGCUUCGGAAAGCCGGAUCCUAGCACAAUCACUUGCGAAUACUACUUCGCAGAGAAGUGACGAGAUAGUACAUGAUGCGACCGGAGGUCACUCGGCGGAAGAAGGUGUACUGACGGAUGUGUUGGUGACUGGCAUAAGUGUAGCAUCAGUUGACAUACCGUUGGCUACAGAAACCGAUCAUGAUGAUACGGCCCACGACAGAGUUGUGCAUAAGAAGGGCGCCACUGGACCAACUAUAGAGGCAAAGCAAGAAGGUGAUGUGACAGCUAGUUCACACAGUAUAAGGGCACAGGUUAGCACACUCACCGAAACCGAUCGUAUUGUAUCAGUUACGGAGGAAGAGGAGGCGAUAGAAUCAGAAGGGAGGAAAAAAAUAGUAGGCUGCUCGCAGGAUGAUCGUGUCGAAGAUGAUAGUGACUCACAAGCGAAAACAGAGACGACAACGCAGGUGGUGCUAGCCACAGAGACAGUGAAGUACCAGGAACACCUCACCACAUCGUUUGUGGAUACCGCCUCUGCCACCACAAAUUUACGCACCAGCACAGAUGUGCUUUCAGGGCUGCAGGCAUGUGUGCCAGCAGAUACUACAGAAGGUGAUGCUCAUAUGCAGAUCGACAGUGAAUCGGCGAAUUCUCCAAUAUCCGAGGUGACACUGCGUAGCUUGAGUAAGGCAAGUGUACAGAGUUCGGAUGUAGCUGAACCACACCCAUCCUUUAGCGAGACGCAAGGUGUGGAUACGCAUGAAGGUCGAAGCGUAGAGAAAUGCAGCACGCAAGACGAGCCCGAUAUGAAAGCCACCACGUCGGGGGUAGUAGAGAAUAUCCCAAUUGAGUCCACGACCAGUGUGGGGCAAUCAGCAGACGCAGACAUUGUCAUGGUGGGGACCGAUAUAGCCGCAACCGAGGUCACAGAGAGAGUGCAAAACGCCACGCUCGAAGUCGACACUAUCAUGACGGACGUAGAUGAGUUGCAAAAUAUUAGUCAGGGCAAGACAGAGAUCGUAUCUCCUUCCGUAGGCGAGACAGUAAAGUCCGCUGUUUCGCCGUGUGUGACCGCAAUGGAGACUGAGAGCCCGCCAACAUCCAGCCAAUCUGAGUCGGGUUGUGUGUCUCAACUGGCAGUGGGAAGUAGCGUGUCUGUUAACAGCAAGUAUGUGUCGCGUUGUGUAUCCCACGGCAUAGCCGAGACCGAAGUGCCAGCCAUUUCUCCUCCAGAGUUGGAUUUCACAUCACAAUUCGUAACUGGAACCACUGUUCUGGCUAUCAACCGGGUUGACACCGUAGCCGGACCGAUUGCGGAGUGUGAGGAGGCACCUUCAGGCGAUAACCGGGCUGACGUCACAACGAGCGCACCAAAAACCGAUAUAUCAGCACAAUGUACCGUUUCGGCUGAUCUAGAUGGUACGAACAAUGACACGUCGAUCGAAAUGGAUGUGCAAACCGAUAAUAUCGGGGGAAACGAAGUGGAUGCCAUGUCUGCGGUUGAGUCAGUCGAGAUAGGACAUAAGCAUGUCGCAAAUGGAAGCGUAGAGGAGAACGCGUCAUCGCCCAUAGCUCACAUCAACCAUAGCAGUGAUCCAGCAGAUGAAUCUGAAGAACCUUCCGACGAAUCUUCCGUAUUAGAUCAGGGCAAGCCCGAUGUUGCUAUCAGCGCUAUCAAUGCGGAUUCGGGGGAUACUCAUAUUCGAGAGAUUGGGACAAAGACUUCCCCAGAUAUAGCGGUGGAUAUGUCCGAAUCGAUAACAGCGGAGACUGCGGAGAGUUUGAGCGGAUUGAAUCAUACAGUGCAACUCAUUGCUGAUAAGAAGGAAUCCGUUCGCACAGGUAGUCCAAAGAAUGUAUUUGGCCAAGAAUUAUCAGCGGGUGUGAAGGUUAUGGUGGCUGAAGAAUCGAAUGUCACAGUCGAAACGGUAAAUCAAGGUGACACAGCUCCACCAGCCAACUCGGAGAAUGUGAAAGCAACCACCGAGUCUUACACGGACCCUGAGGAGGGAACAUAUCCCGCUAAAGAGCUGGAAAGCACCUCCGCUGAUCAUGAGCUAGCUGGCUUAAGAUCGCACGCUACCGACAGUAAGACUGAUAUUCUAGUCGAAGCAGCGACUGUGAAUUCCGAUAGGCAUGAUUCGUCAGUGGGGAAAGCGACGGGGAACAAAGGCGAGCAGACACAUACGGAGCAACAAGUCCUCCGCGAGGGAGAGGCUGCGAAAUUGGAGGAUGUUGUUGUGGAAGAUACUUGUACAGCUCCUUCAAAUUCGAGGAAAGGCAUUGAUAACGACGAUAACACAGAUCAACCGAGUAUAGAGACGCACGAGACUGCGAGUCCGCUGAGUUCGGAGCCAGAGAGAUCGGAGACUGCUGACCUCCUCUCCGUAUCUUCGGUGGGAACUGACGGUGAUGUUAUAGCCAUAACUGAGGUCACAACGACAUCGCCAGAAACAGGAGCCACGGCUAGCCAAUCAAUCGUUGCGGAAGUGUCAGUCCUGAUGAGGGACGAGAACAAAGCCAACCCGACGCAGGACACUGAACAACCAGUUCUUCUGGAACUUUUGCCUAACAAUGACGGCAUGGAUGGCACCCGCGCACGCAAUACAACGGAGAGUGUUGGAACGUUGUGUGAGGCGGACCUGAUGUUACUUCCAGGUGACGUUGCCGCGGGAGGCAGUUGCAGCGGCGAUGAAGUCAGUAGUCAGAAGCCAUGCGCAGCCGAGGAAGCGAAAAUUGCGUCUGACAUCGAUCUCAAUGGAGAGGCUUCUACUUCGCAGACGAUACCCAACAAAUCGCAAGAAGCGACAAGCUCUGUGCAGCUGGCAGAUGGCACGCCAGCAUCAGAAACUGAGAGUAUGGGUCUUCUAACGGAAUCGAAGACACUCUGCAGCGAACAAAAUACCUCAAUUGUCGACAAGGCACCUGACUCUAGAACAUGUAGCGGUAGUAUACAAACGUUGAACACAAGUGUGUGUGCACAAGAUAAGCCCACACUACGAGCGACACCACCUGCGAUUGUUGCUCAGGUAUUACCAACACUGUCCCUGUCGUCGAAGCGUGGAGUCCCCCAGGAUUUUGUCAUAGGUAUGAAUGUGAAACUCGCUCGGCACGACACAGAAAUCGGUACAGAGCCUUGCAAGGAUAGCGACAGUCGUUCAGGAAUUCCCAUGGAGGCAUCCCUCAUCGAUGUGCCGUCUGCGUUAACUAGAAUGGAGUCCACGAGUACCAGCAACACAACCGCAGGGGCAGAGUCACCAGACGCGGCGCCUAGCACAGCAAAACGGAAACUCGAGCAGCCGAGCGAUGACUUGGUGCUGCCUGAGAACGACCUGGUGGAGGACAGCGUGACAAAAGCCGACCAUAUCGAGCUGCUGUCGUCUGAGCGCAUAGACACUCCGCAGAGCUCUAGAGAAUCUAAGAGGGCUUGCUUCGACAAGGAAGCCUCGACACCGUCUCCAACGAACGUCAUCGGUGAAAACAAGACCAUGUGGCUGACGGCAGAGAUACAGAUAUUCAAAGAACACAACGCACGGCUACAGGAAAAGUUAGAGACGGCAAAUUCAACUGCCAAGACCAUGGAAGAGACCCACGCCCGUACGUUGGGUAACACUCUGAAGGAGUUGAGUCAACUAAGCGAGCACAACGCCAAGUUGAAAGUCGAGGCUGCUGACCUUAAGAGCACAGCUGCUGUGGCUGAAGAGAAGCGUGCGGGUUUGGUGGAGGAUAGGUGUCGGCUUGAACGCGAGUGUGUAAGUGUUAAAACGGAAGCUGAGCUUCUGCGAGUUGCGAAUAUGAAACUAAGCGCUGAGAUGACCGCUCAAGCUGAGGCGAAUGGAAAGGUGGGCACAGAAAAUGAGAAGUUGAAGGCUGAGUAUGAGGUGAUGAGCACCGAGUUGGAAGCACUUAAGUUUAAAUAUAGUCAGUCCCUAGAGAACGAUGCUGGUAAUCUAAAACAAAUUGAAAUCUUCAAAGACGAGAGCGGUCGAUUACGCUCUGAAUGCGAGGCGCUGAAGAGCGAUCUCGAUGCUUUGCAAACAGUCAAAAUAUCACUGCAGAAAAAUAUCGAGGAGGUACAGCUGAAACAUGCUACACUACAGACCGAGCUAGCCGCAAGCGUGGAGAAGUCGAGUGCAUUGGAAAGGACGAGAGACGCGCUGGUAAUAGAAGUGGAUGCCAUGCGCAGCGCUACACAGAAAGUACCCGAGUUAGAAAAAAAGGUGGAGACGCUACGACUAGAGAACAAGCAGGUGACGGUAUUGCAUGACACCGUCGCUGCGCUGAAAGCAGAAGUCACAGAAAAAGAAAAGGACAAAGAAUGCUUGAAGCAGGCAAAGGAUGCACUUGCGAGUGAGAUGAAUGUUAUGCGUGAGGAUCUGAAGGAGCUUCCGGGCCUGAAAGAAGGAACCUCCAAGCUGAACACGGAGAUCGAGCAGAUGAGAGCAACUAAUCAGCAGAUGACUGCAGAAGCUGAGCGUCACUUAGAAGAUGUAGAAAAUAUUAAGAAGGAGAGGGACGCGUUCGAAAGAGAGAUCGAGACCAUGCGACAGAAUUUAGUAGAGUUUCAAACUCUGAAUGAAGAAGUGUGCACACUAAAGCAGGAGAACGAAACUAUCGCGGCACUCCAAAAGGCUGGCGACGCGUCAAAAGAAGUUGUCGACUCACUGCAAAAAGAAAGCGAACGACUGACAAACGAAAGGGAUGUAUUAGCAAGCGAUAAGAAUACUCUUGUGGAGGAGAUGAAGGCUCUGCGUGACCGUGUAGCAGAGCAUGGAGACGCCAAACAGGAGGCGCUGAAGCUGCAGGAGGAAGCGACGAAGCUUACCACCGAGCUUUCCAAGGUGAGUGCUGCGAAUAUGGAGCUGAACGACCGGUUACGGAAGAUGGGUGACUGCGUGCAGGACAACCUUCGCCUGGCUGUGGAGAUUAAGGCCCUUAAGAGUCGACAGGAGGAUAUGGACCGCAUUCAGGAGAUGAACUCAGCACUUACAAAGGAAGCAGCUGAGUUGAGGGAAGGGGCUACGAGGAUGAAGAAGCUGAGCGAAGACAAUACUUUGAUGGCCGAUGAGGUGCUACGUUUGCGGGGGAGAGUCUCAGAGCUGGAGGUGCUUUCCGCAGAGUCCAAGCAGGCGCUUGAGGAUAGCUUAAAGAGCAAAAGCCAAGACGAGAGACAAACGAAAAGUACACUUGCACGUGUGGAGAGUGAGUUAGUCAAUGCACAACGCGAUCUCUCAACGCUGGAAGAUUCGUUCGGGCAACUCAAUGAGCGAUACCGCAAAAUGAAGGAAAUAAACGCUAACCUGUACAAAAACGAAAAUCUGCUUAAGCAGGCAACACAAGAGAACCUGAACAUCAUCAACGCAAAGGAGGAACGGUACAACCUACUCAAGAAACACGCGCAGGCCAAGAUCGCAGAGGGGAAUACACAAAUCGAUCAACUGGAGGGACUACACGCCCGCGAGAAGGCCACCUGGGCUGCGAAGCAAAAAAUAACCGAGAUGAACCUGGCAACCCUCGAAAAGAAAAUAGCCACGCAGGAAGAAGAAUACGACUCGCUCAAGAAGUUGUAUAUCAUGACGCAAAACUUGGUUGUGCAACUACAACAGUCCCAAUGAACCGCACGGGACAGAGUCGAUUGGAAGGUGCUUCGUACUUGAUAUGACCAAGAAGUAAGCGAUAGCCCACGGCUCGUUGUAUAAAACUAUCUAGGCCCGCUGUGAGAUUUGUGGUCGUAUGUGCAACGAUCAGAUCCGAUCUCAUGAAGCCGAAGCACUUUAAAAGGUCUACGGUUGUUCUAUCUACCGUCGGCAAUGUGCUCGCUGAGACAUAGGGGCAGACUUCGAUAAGCUGAAUUGUCUGAAGGUGUAAGAACUACCGGUCCAUGGGGGGACCAAAGCGCCCAGACAAACGACUGCAGAUAUCUAUAAACACUCAACAAGUGGUUACUUUUUGCCAUGGGGGGGGGUGGGGCCCAAUUGCCUAAUUAAAGACUAAAAAACUCACAACAGUAUUGCGGUCGGAGUUCCGCAGGAUCGGCGCGUACUAUCCUCUGUGCAUAUGUACGCCCAACACACUCGACACUCUCUACACAGGAGAACGGCCAUGGGUCGACUAAUUGCCCCCACCACCAUAUACCGGC
Sphaeroforma arctica JP610 is the source of this 7067-nucleotide messenger RNA. RefSeq lists its product as hypothetical. The record is from RefSeq and is a predicted model, not a curated record. The coding region runs from base 1 to 6543 and encodes 2180 amino acids. NCBI's taxonomy places the organism in Eukaryota, Ichthyosporea, Ichthyophonida. The transcript is spliced from 7 exons.